Molecule: messenger RNA, 522 nt
Organism: Penicillium verhagenii
Lineage: Eukaryota; Fungi; Ascomycota; Eurotiomycetes; Eurotiales; Aspergillaceae
Exons: 4
Coding region: 1-522 (173 amino acids)
Source: RefSeq, a predicted model, not a curated record
AUGACUGCCACUGACAAGAAUGGUUCUUUCGCGACUGACUCCAGUCAUUCGGGAGCUUCUGAUCCCCGGGUCACUCUUUUGCCUCAAGGCAAUCAUCUACUGAGUCUAAUGACCAUACUUCGAGAUUCGAACACAGACGUCGCCAAUUUUGCAGAAGUGACGGAAAGAGUUGGUGAUCAACUCAUCAGUGCAGGUGUGUAUCUUGACGUUGUUACUUCAGAGACGGACACUCGAUUUACUUCCGUCCGAGGUCACGAAAGUUCCGUCUUGAUUCUUGAACCAAUGCUAGCUACCGGGGGCUCAGCAUGUGUGGCUAUCGACACAAUUAAAGCGAACGGCGUCGCCGAAGAGAAUAUUGUCUUUGUUAACAUAUUGGCUUCGCAGCGUGGAAUCAGGAUAUUGCUGGAUCGAUUUCCUUCCAUUCGACUGGUUACUGCGGCCAUAGAUAACGAGCUUACACCAUCGAAUCAUAUCAGUCCGGGACUAGGCGAUUUCGGUGAUCGAUUUUAUGGAACUCAUUAA